Pangasianodon hypophthalmus (striped catfish) is the source of this 6315-nucleotide messenger RNA. RefSeq names its product transmembrane protein 131 (gene tmem131). NCBI's taxonomy places the organism in Eukaryota, Metazoa, Chordata, Actinopteri, Siluriformes, Pangasiidae. Gene Ontology annotation, cellular component: membrane. The transcript has 41 exons. The coding region runs from base 90 to 5492 and encodes 1800 amino acids. The record is from RefSeq and is a predicted model, not a curated record.
GAGCGGAUUCGGCGCUGUUUAUAUCCGCAUGCACACACACGGGCUGGAGUUUUACACACACACAGAGAAACUGAUAGCGAAACAGCAGCAUGGCGAGUGAAGAAAGAGCACAGAGUUUCUCUCAUCUACCAAGAACUAAAUCCUCACCAACAUCAUGCAUCGGCUGCAUCCUGCGGGUUUUAUUUAUUGCAGUAAUACACAUGGCACAGGCCAACAAGCAAGCUUUCAUCCAGUCAAACAAAAUCCUGGAGGUACUACAUUUUGGCGAUGGAGCGUUCCUGCAGGCAGAGUCUGACAUUGACCUUAGCUCAUAUCAUCAAAAAAGUGCGUCCUUGCACAGGGGGAACAGCAGGCCUAUACACUUUGAGCCUCCAAUGCUGGACUUCCAUGAACAGCCAGUUGGGAUGCCAAAAAUGGAAAAAGUUUACUUACACAAUCCAAGUUCAGAAGAAAUUAGUUUAAUAUCAAUAUCAGCAACAACAGCGCAUUUUCAUGCAUCAUUUUUUCAGAGUAGGAUAAUUCCACCAGGAGGGAACACCUCAUUUGAUGUGGUUUUUCUAGCUCGAGUAGUAGGGAAUGUAGAAAAUACGUUAUUUAUUAACACAUCUCACCAUGGAGUGUUCACAUACCAGGUGUUUGGUGUGGGCAUACCUAACCCAUACAGACUCAGGCCUUUUGUAGGGGCCAGAGUCCCUGUGAAUAGCAGCUUCUCUCCACUUAUAAACAUCUUUAAUCCACACAGCGAGCCGCUACAGGUUGUGGAAAUGUACUCAAGUGGGGGCGAUUUACAUCUAGAGCUGCCAACUGGCCAACAAGGUGGCACCAAAAAGUUAUGGGAAAUUGCCCCAUUUGAGACAAAGGGUGUAAUGAGGGCCAGCUUCUCUUCACGGGAUGCUGACAACCACACAGCCUUCAUCAGGAUCAAGACCAACGCCUCCAACGAGGACGAGUUCAUCAUCCUUCCUGUAGAGGUGGAGGUCACCACAGCACCUGGUAUAUACUCUUCAACAGAGAUGUUAGACUUUGGUACACUUCGAUCGCAAGAUCGACCAAAACAGUUGAAUUUGCAUCUUCUAAAUUCUGGAGCAAAAGAUGUAUCAAUCAUGAGUGUUCGGCCAACACCGGCUAACGAAGCCAUUACAGUUGAGUUCAAGCAGGUUACGCUAAAAGCAGGAGAGAGCCGAUAUACCAAAGUCGCAAGUAUAAAUUUUGAUGCUUCAAAAGCAAGAAGACCAGACCAGUUUUCUGGUAAAAUAACAGUAAAGGCUAAAGAGAAAAGCUACUCAAAACUUGAAAUUCCUUACCAAGCUGAAGUUUUAGAGGGGUACCUGGGCUUUGACCACACGGCCACCCUGUUCCACAUCAGAGACAGUCCUGUAGAUCCAGUGGACCGGCCCAUCUACCUCACCAACACCUUCAACUUCGCCAUACGCAUCCACAAUGUUUCCCUUCCUGAAGAUGUUAAAAUGUUCAAUGUGCAUAAUUUCAGCACGCCAGUCCUUAUCCCUCCCCAUGAAUCUUGCUACAUCUUCUCCCUGCUCUUCCGGCCUGUACGGCCUUCUAUCCACAUUGACAGCAACAUCCUCCUCGUCACCAACGCAUCCAAGUUCCACCUCCCUGUCAGGGCCUAUACCGGCUUUCUGGAGCCUGUCGUCAUUUCACCCAGUUCUAAAGAGCACAUCUUGGACUAUGGCAUUCUAAGCGCUACAGACACCAGCAGUUUGGUCUUUGUGGUUGUCAACAACAACCCCAUAGAGCUGGAAAUUAAGUCAUGGCUUGUGACGGGAGACAGCCUAUCUAUGGAGCUGCUGACCACAGAGAAAGGGAACAGGAGUAUAGCACUGGGUCGAGUCGGGGAGCUUCAAAACACCUCAGCGGCCUAUUACAAAACAGUCAUAUUAGCUUCUGGCUAUUAUGCAGCGUUUAAAGUAACCCUGAUAGCUAAAGCACUGGAGGGUGUAUAUGAUGGAGCUGUACACAUUACCACAGAUUAUGAGAUAUUGACCAUCCCAGUAAAGGCUCUUAUAGCAGUGGGAACAUUAAGCUGCUCGCCCAAACACGUUAUCAUGCCUCCCUCUUUUCCGGGAAAAGUAGUUCAUCAAGGGCUCAGCAUCCAGAGUUCAUUCUCACAGAGGGUGAGGCUCCAGCAGAUCCUCUCUCUCACCGAGGACAUGCGGUUUUACUACAAACGUCUCCGCAGUAACAGAGUGGAGCUGGAGCCCAGGCGUAAAACCAAGAUAGCAAAUAUUUAUUUCGAUGCCAGUAUACAAUGUGGCGAUCACUGUUAUGUAGGAUUACCGUUUGUACUAAAAUCUGAAGUAAGACCACAUAUUCCUGCUAUGCUGGAGGACAUUUGGGACAGCGAUGUAGAUUUGCAUCAGAGACUGCUGAAGAGAUGGAAAGAGCUGAAGGAACAGUCAGGCUUUGAGGUGGAGGCUUUCUUUGAAGUGAACACAGAUCUACAAAAGAAGGUGCAGGCCAAGAUAUCAGCACAGCUCACAUGGCCUUCACUGAUCAACUCCUCACAGCAAGUUCUGUUCCCUCUCACCAACAUCAAUAGCUCCUCUGUGGAGGAGAUCAUUCUGGAGAACCCAGCUGAUGUUCCAGUCUAUGUGCAGGUUCUUCCUGUUGCCCUCUACCCGAACCCCUCAGCGUUUACAGAAAUAGUCGAAGACAGAUUCCCAAAUGAAAAGAUGUCCAACAUUAACACAAGUACACUGGAAUUUGAGGUUCAACAAAAUCAAACCUCAGCAGUGAGUUCUACAGGAUUUGCGGAAGGCUUGAUACGAAACUUUGUCUUGAAUGUGCUGAUUAUGCCAGGCGAGGCCAAAUCACUCACUGUAAGGUUCUCACCCAUCAGCAAUCACAGUGUCUCCUCUCUGUUAGUAAUCAGGAACAACCUAACCGUGGUGGACCUGAUUAUGGUGCGUGGUCAGGGGACCAGAGAAAGUCUCAAGCUUGCCGGGAAGCAUCCAGGGCCAGGCAGCUCACUGAGAUUUAAGAUGACCGAGGCACUCCUUAAAGACUGCUCAGAAAACAAACCCAAGGAGCCAAAUUUCACCUUGCGAAAGACUUUCAGGCUGGAGAACACAGGGCUUCUCCCUAUUCACAUCCGUUCCAUGGAGAUCAGUGGCACCACUUGCGAGGGCUAUGGAUUCAAAGUUCUCAACUGUCAAGAAUUUGCACUUAAACCAAACACAUCGAAAGACCUCAUCAUUCUGUUUACACCAGAUUUUACUUCAUCACGAGUCAUCCGAGAGCUCAAGUUGGUGUCGGCAGGUGGCUCAGAGUUUGCGUUCAUACUAAACGCCUCAUUGCCCUACCACAUGCUGGCGGCGUGUGUGGAGACCAUCCCUCCACCAAACUGGGAGCUAGAGCUCUACAUCAUUGUCUCCCUGUUUAUGAGUUCUAUGUUCCUCCUGGUUAUCGCCACGGCCUAUCUGGAGGCCCAGGGAAUAUGGGAGCCUUUCAAGCGAUGCCUAUCUGUGGAAUCCAACUCUCCCAUGGAGACUGGAAAACCAUUUGAUCUCAGGGAAAUUGUACGGAUACAAAGUGAUGCAAACUUGAAUGAUUGUGCCGACUCACACCAGAACUCAAACAGAGGAGUGUAUGGUUCAGGUGGAAGUGGCCGAGCUGGUGGGCGCCAGGGUGGCCUACACUCCAGCUCCAAUGGCAGCGCCGUUUUAGGGGACAGCAAAUCGAGAGGCAGCUCAGGGCGCUCAUCUAUGCAAGCUUCCUCCCCUUCUUCCUCUCAGCUCAUCAAAGAUGGCAGCUCAGGACUCAACCAGCUGACUUAUCGUAAAUCACGAAAUUCUAAACAACAGCAACAACAGCAACAGCAACAACAACAACAGCAGCAGCAGCAGCAGCAGCAGCAGACAACCAGCCCCUUGGAAGAACUUCAGAACCUGAGCACAACCCUGCCAUCUCAGUCCCAUAGAGGCCAAAGCACAGAGGAGCAGGACUACAGCAGACUUCUGCUGGCCAUGGACAAAGACUUGGACCGGCCUGAGUCUCCUGCAAUUAAUGCAUUCAUGGAACAGAACAUUCAGCAGUCUACACAAAAUAAAGGGAAAAUGAAGAAUAAAAUGAAGUCUCAGAAAAAGAAAGAGGAGAAAGAGAGGAAAGCAAAGGGAAAGACCCAAGGAGAAGAGCUAAAAGAGGCCCUUGCAGAUAAUGAUGACAGCUCCUCAACUACUACAGAGACCUCCAACCCAGAUACAGAGACUAAUAUGAAAGAGGAACCAGUGAAGAAGAAGGUCAGAACAGUUACAGUGGAAAAAGAACGAGAAGAAGUCCCUCCUUCACCCACUAAGCCCAAAAACAAGAAACAACCAACCACAAAGAAGGAGAAUCAAGUGGAGAAGUCCAGUUCUCUGGAACUCCCCUAUGUCACUCCACUGGAAAACAAACAGCGCAAGACAUUCCCCAAAACCAUCAUUAACACGGGAACCCAGAAUGCGUCCAAACCAAGACCUCCACAGAAACAGAGAUUGCCUGGUGGAAAGCUGGAGGAAGCACGUCCAUCUCCACUGGCCAAGUUCAAUGGCUUCAUGCAGGACUUCAGCAGUGGCUCAGAGGGGGAGAAGGAGUCCCCUCCGCCAGAAUGGGACGUUCCACUUAAAGUCAGCAACCAAGCAGACAGUCUUCAGCAGAUCUCAUUGCAGACCAUGAAUGCAGAUCCUUUUCUGAAGAGACCCAUCUCUGCCAUCUCCAGAACUUGUUCCCCUCCUCCUACUUCUCCUACCCUGAUGCCCCGCAUCAGCUACAGCAGCGUGCUGAACACCAGCAGUGAGGCAACCUCAAAGAAGGCUCCUGGGAACAAACUUGUCAAGUCCACAUCUUUACCUGGUCAAAAUGGAAAUCCCACUUUUGCAGCAGUGGCUGCCGGCUAUGACAAAAGCCCUGGUGGCAGUGGCUCAGGAAAGGCUGAAAGUCUUGGAAAGGUGGUCCUACCUCACAUGACAUCAGUGGAGAGUGACAGCUCUGAUAGUUCUGGAUUGUGGAGUCCCGUUGAAAACAUGAGCAGCCCUGGUUAUAGUUCCAUCAAUUCUUUCUCAACAUUUGGACCGCACAACCCACUCAACUUGACUACAGUGUUCAGUGGUAUAGCAGGCCCCAAGAAUUCGGAGCAUCAGUCAAGCUGGCCUGAAUACACCCAUGUGCCCUCUUCUAUCUGGGACACUGAACGCUCGAACCCCUGGCCUACCAGCAGUGGCUCCCCUACCACUCCAACAGCCACCAUACUGGGGAAGUCUCGGAACCCGUGGUCCCCUAGUCUGUCCUUCAGCAACUCCAUCUGGUCUACGGGUCCUGACUCCACCCUACACUCCUCACCAAUCCCUGAUUUGGUCAGCCACACGGCUCCAGCCACUCCUGCCCCCACCGACCUCAGCCACACUUACAAUCCUUGGAAUGGAUGGCCACCAUCGCUGAGCCGCUGGAACUCCGAUCCCUGGCCUAACAACCCCGACAGCAGCAACACUAACUGACAAGAGGAAGGAACACCGGCCCCCUGCAGCAACAAAACAAAUAUUGUCAUGGUUUCUGUUAUUAGGGAGUCUUUAGUUUUCCUUGUUACAGAGGUCCUAGCUAUGCUGAUAUAAUUUUAACUGUUAAAUCCUUUGGAGAAUUUUUGAUUGAAUUACCUAUUGGUUUGUCCAGGUUUCUAUUUCAUUCCCCUCCAAAUUCAGGUUAAAUCUUAGAAGUUAUUUUAUUUUGAGGGGUGCAAUAUCUUAUUUAAGGGAACUGCAAAAAUUAAGUCACUCAGAGAAUUAAGACCUUGAUCUAAAGAAAUUAUAUUGCCCGUUUUUAUUAUUUUAAAAGUUCCAGAUUUUGAGUAAUACUGUGUUUUUCUUUGGAACUAAAGUAUAUGGCCCAGUAUUACUGUAUGAUGUGAAGUGCAGUAUUACCCAACUAUAAAUGGAGCACUUUGUGUUAAAUCCCACUCUUCAGAAGAAAUGGGCCCCGAUUUAAGAGUUGCAUUCAUUUUAGAACCUAUUUGGCCAACCCUGUUAAUUUCUGGUAAGUUACAAUUAAAGAAGAUACAGGAUGAUGGUAAUUGUGUUAUCAGGACAACGGAAGUCUUUGUCCGAUGUUUUAUGGUCAAUGCCAAUUCAUGACAGCAUUGAGAAUUUGAGGUUUAACUUAUUAUUUUUAUUGGAUUCUGGUUAAAGAAAGGUUUAUUUGCUAAAAAUUGGUUUUUAAUUUAAUGUCAAAAUGAGUUGAAAGGGGUUUGUUUUCUACAUGGUUCAUUUGUCACCAUGAGUGAGAAAUCCGUUAUGUUGGAUGAAAUAAACAUAUCAGGCAGCAAUA